AUGGCGCAAACACAGCCCCAGCAGUUUCCUGCCCAACCCUUCUCGCCGCCUGCCUCCAGCCCCUCUCCCUCCUCUGCAGCACCGCCCUCCAAUACCACCGCCAAUCUCGGCCCUCCCCCCAAACGCCAACGCCUCUCUCCCCUUCCGCAGCCGCAACCGCCGUUUGCUGCAGCGGGCUUCGGCACCCUACAACUGUCGCAAAAUGGUAGCCCUGUGAACGGAGUGUCCGCUAACGGAAUGGCCGCCUCCGCCACUCUUAACACCCCCGCGCCUCCAGGCUCCAUGGGUCCUCCUUCGCGACCCGUCGAUACGAAGCCAACCGAUGCUGCUGAGUUGACAGACGUUCUAGCGUCAUCUGGAAUCGACGUGCGAGAAGAAGAGGCGUUUCUCACCAGUGGAUAUGCCGCUGCCGCCAUUACCACCUCCCAGCCGGCGCGUCUUUUAAUCAAUCCCUCUACCUCUUUCACGUCUAUCCAGUCUGCUGGUUCAACAGUAUCACCUGGCAAUAGUUUUAGUGACCCUGCUGUUAAGCCUUCUCCUUAUCCAACAUCAACCAUCCCAGCCACAUUGCAGCCCACAUUACAGAAAUCUCCAGAGGAACUAGACGCGGACACAAAACUGCGGGAAGACACGAUCGCUAGUCGCCGUGAUCAAUACCAUCUUCAAGCCUCUUUUCUUCAAACAGCGCCGCUUGGGGAAAAACUACAAAAACGAGGUGCAGAGCUUGGUGUUCGCAUGCCUUCCGCUGGCUUUUUCCGGCCAUUCCCGAAUCGCCCUGUAGCCCCGAUCGAGAUUGUAGGCCCUGAUGGCCACUCCGUCGUUCGAACCGGCAAACCUGUUUUGACAACUGAUGCGCCUUUAGGGGAUAUAAUUGCCCUAGUUUCUUUAGCUUGUGAAGAGCGCGUGAGGUCGGUUGUUGAACACUCCGCUGUUCUAGCUAAAAAUCGAAAAGCUUAUUCGCAUGGCAAUGUUCCGCCUGAAUGGAAUGAUUUGGCUGAAAGUAAUAAUCGAAAAUCGAUGGAAAAUCUAAAUGGAUUUCCUAACCCAUCCCCCCAGAGUUCACCUCAGAAGCGACCAACAUCAACGACUGAUGGCCGAUCAAACGAUACGCGGAAAGUCACCUUUCCCAAUACACUCGCAAUGAAAAGUCGCAAAUUGAUUGAGAAAGACGGGUUGUACGAAGAGGGACGUGCGACCAAACGAGUAAAACGCAAUUCCGACGCAAUUUUGGGUGUUGAAAACGGUAGAACAGGGCCCGUUGGAGGCUUACUUUCCACCGCAGCUACCCCCACGGACCAGGCUGACGACAGGGUUCCGGAUAGCGAAAAGAAGACGAAGAAGGAGUCGAAAAAAUCAGUAUCCAAGGCGAAUGAGCCGAUACAGCACCGUGACGUGGUCCAAACUGCCCGCAUGGCUACUGGCGGCCUGACUACGUCGCGAUUUGGUGGCAAAAAAACAUACUCAUGGCUGACCAAUUCAGACGCAACCUCUGCCUCACGAACUAGUUUUUCCAAUUCUUCCCGAACAAAAGGUGGCGCUGGGUCGACUCUGCCGGGUGCUGGUCCGCCCGGUACCUUGAGCAAUGGCGUUCGAGCGCCCUUCGGACGAAGGCUAGGCGAAUGGCGCGAAGAUAAGGAGCGUGGUUCCGGCGUGCAGAUCAGGGAUAUUCUCUUCAUGCUCGAAGUGGAUGGAAAGGCUGCCAAACACCUACAAAAGGCCUACUCUAAAGAGUCGAAAGAAGAUGUCGAUAGACCCGGCAAAUAG
Molecule: messenger RNA, 1764 nt
Organism: Ophidiomyces ophidiicola
Lineage: Eukaryota; Fungi; Ascomycota; Eurotiomycetes; Onygenales; Onygenaceae
Exons: 2
Coding region: 1-1764 (587 amino acids)
Biological process (GO): DNA-templated transcription initiation
Cellular component (GO): transcription factor TFIID complex
Source: RefSeq, a predicted model, not a curated record